Platichthys flesus (European flounder) is the source of this 3940-nucleotide messenger RNA. Its product is annotated as TANK-binding kinase 1-binding protein 1-like. NCBI's taxonomy places the organism in Eukaryota, Metazoa, Chordata, Actinopteri, Pleuronectiformes, Pleuronectidae. The transcript is spliced from 13 exons. Gene Ontology annotation, biological process: canonical NF-kappaB signal transduction. Gene Ontology annotation, cellular component: cytoplasm. The record is from RefSeq and is a predicted model, not a curated record. The coding region runs from base 117 to 2009 and encodes 630 amino acids.
CACUCACACACGCACACACACAUUCACGGCAGCAUCCACUGCUGAUGUCAGACUCCAGUCAUGUCGACCCUCGUCAGCACCAUCAUCUCCAUGGUUUUUGUACUGAGAUCUAACUGAUGAUGGAUCUAUACGGCAGAGGAGAGCUGGGGCUGCUGGGCGGAGGGGAGAGCCUGAGAGAUGACAUGGGCGGAUCUGGGAUCAGCUGGUCGGCUAAUCGACUGUCAGAGGACAUGUACCCAUCAUCAGGAUUGGCCUUGGCCGCAGCCUAUCAUGACAUUAAGACCCGGCUGGCCAGUCUGGAGAGGGAGAACAGCAGCAUCAAGAGGAAGCUCAAACACUAUGAGUUUCCCAUGAUCAGUGAAUUUGGAGAGGAGAGGAUAGUGUGUUAUUCUCGUGAGCCCAUCAUCAAGGAUGCCAGUGACAUUCAAUCAGAGACCACUAACCUACAACAGAGGAUCAACUCUCUCACUCAGGAGCUUCAGAAGAGUAAGGACAGAGAGGAGAGGCUGGAGGAAGUCAUCCAGGCAUACGAGAAGAUUCACUUGGAGAAGAGCAAUGUCCAGAGAGACCUAGACAAAAUGACAACUCUAGCGGAGCAGCAUGUAGAGCGGAUCUGCAGCUUGGAGUCGGCUCUUAGACAGAGACAGACCUCCCUUCAGAAACUCGGCACUCAAAUCCGCAGCAAAGAGGCACGUCAGUCUCAACACCACGCCAGCCUGGGUGUACCCAGAGAGGGCCGCGGGCCGACGCUGCAGAGCUCCCGUAGUCUGGAUGCCCUGUCCGACCUGAAACUGCAGCGACUGGAGGCAGAGCUGGAUGGGGCAAGGCACCAUGCCGAGGGAGCCUGUCAGAGGGAGAAGGAGUUGAGGGUUGAGCUUCAGAGGCUGCAGCAGGAGGCAUCUCAGCUGCAGGAAGCACAAAGACAGUCACAGGAGUUGCCCCCACACUGUGAGCACUGUGACGUAGAAUGGAUAAAGAAAGCUGGAGAUGAACAGGUGAACCUUGCGUUAGCCUACACUGAGCUAACAGAGGAGUUGGGUCGGGUUCGCAGUCUGGCUGCAAAACAGAGUGACCUGCUACGCCACGUCUCCCAAGAGCCUGGCUCUCGUCCUCCCGCAACUCCGCAGCGUCUCUCCCCCACCUCCCCCCAGCGCCCCUCACUCUCCCCUGAGAGGCUUCUGCCCACCCCGUCUCCUCCACUCUCCCUAUGCGACAGCCCCGUCUCUCACUUUCAGCAGCCAACCAGCAGCCGCCUACGAGCAAAGUUCCAAGGUCGCCGCAGUUACUCGGAGGUGUCCGACACAUCAGCCAUCCACAGGCCCUCAGCACGCUUGAUGAGGGACCCGGUUUCCACUCUCCCCAAGCCCAGGCCACUGCUGGGCGAGACACGAGGCUACGGCCAAAACAAACAUCAGCUCCGCACCGCCUUGCUGGGCCUCGUCAGACCAGCCUCAGCUCAUGGAGGGGAGAGGGGGGGAGGAGGGGGAGGAGGGGGAGGAGGAGAGAGAGGUGGGGGCAGCAGUUUGACCAGCAGUCCUCAUCACUGUGCACUGGACCUGGGAUUUCCAAGGGCUGCUGAGGGUCAUCACUUCUGUCGCCUUGAUGACCCACCUGAACCCACCCCACUGGUGACACCUCCACAGUCCUCUGAUGAUGAAGAGGAUGUUUGUGCAUAUCUGUCGCCGGCUUCCAGCCCACCUCGGACUCUUGGGAUUCUCUCAUCAUCACCAAGAGAACAGCCCCUACACCCCUCGUUCCCGUCUCCAAGGAAACAGCCCCAUCAUCCCUCCUUCUCUGCCCCCGAGGGCCCUGCCACCCUCUCCUGCCAUCUGCCUCCCUAUAUGAACACAGAACAUGCUCAGUCAUGGCCUUCUAUUAACCUCUGGAUGGAGUCGGAGGAGAGCGCUGUUCGCAGCUGCCCUUUGUGUCAGCUGACCUUCCCAACUGGUUACCCUGAUGACGCCCUCAUAAAACACAUCGACUCACACUUAGAGAACAGCAAGAUCUGACUUGUUGUUUUUUCGUCUCCACCUGAUUUCCCCAGAGUCGAUCUUGACUGAUUUGAACACGGUAAAGAUUUGGCGAGCCUGCAUGCUUCUUUCAGGGCUCCCAGUCAAACUUCUACAUGGAGACGGAGCAAGUCGGUUUUUCUACACUCCAGACUCUUCAUCUUUGUUCACCAGACAUACCUGUAUUGCCUAAUCUCUCACAAAGCACCACAUCACUGUUCUUUAUCAAAUGGUGUUUUGUUUCUCCUUUCAUAACCAAACUCUGCAUUUGUACACAACUGAGUGCUGAGGAAAUAGCAGGUAUAGAAAAGACAGUACCUUAUAUCUUAUUGCUAGAUUCCACGACGCAGACAAAAGCUGCUGAUGGUGUGAAAGAAAAACUGUAUGGUGGUCUGAGAGCAGCUGUGGACACAUGUAAGGUCACCUGUUGCUUUCAUGUCCCAGAAUGCAUCAGAGCACCUGGAUAUCCCCUCUCACGUUGUCUUGAAGGAUUCAAAUUAAGAUUUAGUGAAGAUUUCUGGAUCCAAAGUGAACUAUUUAAUGAGGUGAAGAGUUAGAUAGUAGAAAGUUGUUUGAGUUUGUUGAAGAUGGGAUGACAGAAUAUAAGCACCAUGUGAUCUGGAAAAGACAUAAGGGCAGUUUAAACAGCUAUAUAAGUCUGGACGCUGAUGACAGUUCAUGGGGCUAUAGGCUGGAGUUUCAAAGCAAAGUAUGUGUCAAGUAAACUGAGUGAAAUGCUCCAAAGGUAAAAAUGUGAUUCAUAGAAAAAACAUCAUGUACUGCCAUCCUUCUGGUCUGGUGUGGUGAUGAAAGUGCCUUGCUCAAAGAUCAAUUCCAACUCACAAUCAUGUGUUGAAUGAUGGAUGAGACAAGGCCUUUCAAGUUUCUCAUGAUUAUUACUAACUGUCCAGAAUUCCUAUUUCUAAUAAUAUAGUACAAGUAAGAAUAAUUCUUGUUUCUCAUUUCUAUAAUGGCAAAGGGAAAAAAAUAGGCGUGGUUUCCUGUUUUUAAUCACAUUUUUACACUAGAAAUAUUCCACAUACGCGACUUUACCCACAGGGUUCCUGAUGAACUGAAGCUACAGAAUAGAGCAACUAAAUGAAGCAAACCAAAAAAAAAUAAUCUCUUCGUUUUUACACAGUGAGUCAAUCCAGGGACAGCAGAGAUUAAACAUCUGGCUCUUGGUGGAUUUGCAUUGUCAUCAAGCAAGGGUUCACUGCCUUGCUUCAGGGCACUUCACCAGAGCUCUAAUCCGUGGGUGGACGUCCACUGGCUGCUGGGAAAUCCAGCUGGAGGGAUUCUGAGUUCUCCCUCGCACGCUGAGAUUUUCAAAGCUAACAGAGAACUAUGGGAGAACAGAGCUGGCUCUAGAUCAGCCUCUGAGGGAAUACAACCUCCUCAUUUUAUCCUAACCGUCGCUCGGAAAUCAUCAACAUCAAGCUGCCAUGUUGAUCUGUGUGUGUGGUGUUGUUAGCGUACAUAUAAUACACUUUCACAACCUGUGUAGCUCAGAUAAUAUCAAACUUUGCGUUAUUCGACACCAUCACCUGCAAAGCUCAAACUGCUGGCCACUGUCAUUUUCAAACAAGGGAUCAAUCCUUCAAGAUGCUCGACCUGAGACUUUCAGGUUUGGUUCAUCCAAAGAAUAAAUAAACCCCCGGUGGUAUUAAGCCAUGAAGAUACAGUAGUUUUGUUUUAUAUAAUGAAAUAGUCCAAAUUGAAGUUUUGUUUUCCAGCUUGUACCUGAGCUUGUAACUGCAUCACAUAGCAUUAAGUCAAUGGCUCUAGCUAUUUCUGGCUAAUUGUGCUAAUGAAAACAAUGUGAUACAGCUGAAAGCCCCAGAAACUGCUGGUACGUGGAUUUCAGCAAGGAUGGAUUUUGUCAGAUGUCUACUGAAGAUCAAGAAUAAACUUUCACGUUGGUUUAACCU